CCCUCCGGUCGACGCUAUCAAAUCAUGCUGUUUGGAAAAAUUUCCCGGCAGUUGUGUGGCUUAAAGAAACUCCCAUGGUCAUAUGAGUCCAGAUACUUCUGGGGCUGGUUGAAUGCAGUAUUUAAUAAAGUAGAUUAUGAACGUAUCAGGGAUGUCGGCCCCGACAGGGCAGCCUCUGAGUGGCUGCUGCGCUGUGGGGCUAUGGUGCGCUACCAUGGCCAGGAGAGGUGGCAGAAUAACUACAACAACCUCCCAACAGGCCCUCUGAACAAAUACAAGAUCCAGGCGAUCGAUGCCACAGACUCUUGUAUCAUGGGCAUUGGAUUUGAUCACAUGGAGGGCCUACAGCAUGUUGAAAAAAUAAGGCUAUGCAAGUGUCAUUAUAUCGAGGAUGACUGUUUGGAGAGACUUGGUCAACUUGAAAAUUUACAAAAAAGCAUGUUGGAAAUGGAAAUAAUUUCAUGUGGGAAUGUCACAGACAGAGGCAUCAUUGCUUUGCAUCAUUUAAGAAAACUCAAGUAUUUGUUAUUAAGUGAUCUUCCUGGAAUAAGAGAUAAAGAGAACCUUGUCCAAGCCUUUAAGACAGCAUUACCUUCUCUGGAACUAAAAUUAGACUUGAAGUAAAAUAAUAAUCAAUAAGU
Rhinolophus ferrumequinum (greater horseshoe bat) is the source of this 641-nucleotide messenger RNA. Its product is annotated as ATP synthase subunit s, mitochondrial. Lineage: Eukaryota; Metazoa; Chordata; Mammalia; Chiroptera; Rhinolophidae. The transcript has a single exon. The coding region runs from base 25 to 624 and encodes 199 amino acids. The record is from RefSeq and is a predicted model, not a curated record.